GCCCAGUGCAGGCGCCACCAUCGUUCUCCCUCCUCAGGGGCGCGAUAGCGGAGCACGCAAAAACCCUAGCCGAGAGAGGCGAAGACGACGCUAUAGCCAUGAAGGAUUCAAAGGAGAAAAGCGGGGCUACGGAGAAUAAGAAGACGACGAAGGAGGAGGACGAAGGAGGAAGAGGAGGAGUGUUCGCUUCGUGCUCCUUCUCCGAUCUCGGCCUCGACCCCAAACUAUGCCAACAUCUCCAAGAUAAUAUGGGGUUCCAAGUCCCCACCCACAUCCAGGCACGGGCGAUCCCGGUCGUGAUCUCUGGACGCCAUGCACUUGUUAAUGCCGCUACGGGCACCGGGAAGACGAUUGUGUACCUCGCUCCAAUCGUCCAUCUCCUGCAGAUGCGUGAGCCCCGGAUCGAACGGUCGGAUGGAACUUUCGCAUUGGUGCUUGUGCCAACGCGAGAGCUAUGCAUGCAGGUUCAUGGAAUUGCACAGAAGUUGGUCCACCGUUUCCAUUGGAUAGUUCCAGGGUACAUCAUGGGUGGUGAGAACAGGGCAAAGGAGAAAGCCAGGCUGCGUAAAGGAAUAUCUAUUCUGAUUGCAACUCCUGGGCGCCUUUUAGAUCACCUGAAGAAUACCUCAUCGUUUGUGUAUACGAAUUUGCGUUGGAUAGUCUUUGAUGAAGCUGACAGGAUUCUUGAACUGGGCUUUGGAAAAGCUAUAGAAGAAAUACUUGAAUUUUUGGGUUCAAGGAAAAAUGAUUUUGACCGCGAAGUGGAUAAUGGAAAGUUACCUCCAAGAGCUGCAAGGCAGAAUAUUCUUCUCUCUGCAACUUUGACAGAAAAGGUUAAUCAGUUUGCUAAUAUCAGCUUGGAUAACCCAGUUAUGGUUGGUCUGGAUGAUAAGAAGAUCACUUCUGGGCCACAAAAUCUGCUAGGUGGAAAUCUCACUUUAAGGUCUGAAGGGUGUGGAAGUCUAGAAAAGCACAAUACAUUCCCAAGCCAUCCAGUUGAAAAUUACAAUCUUCCUGCUCAAUUGAUUCAGAGAUAUGUUAAAGUGUCAUGUGGUUCACGACUUGUGGUACUCCUGUCCAUUCUUCGAACUCUCUUUGACAGAGAAAUCUCUCAAAAGAUUGUGGUUUUCCUUUCGACGUGUGAUGCAGUGGAUUUCCACUAUAUGCUCCUAAGCGAAUUCCAGUGGGGCUCUGAGAUGCACUCAGAAGCAAAUCAAAAGCAGAAAUUCCUUGGAUGCAAGGUUUUUCAUUUACAUGGAAAUAUGAAACAUGAAGAUAGGGGAAAAGCAUUUGAAGGCUUCAUUUCUGAAAAAUCUGCACUGUUGCUCUGCACUGAUGUUGCCGCAAGGGGUUUGGAUUUUCCGAAAGUCAGGUGUAUAAUUCAGUAUGAUUCACCAGGGGAGGCUUCUGAAUAUGUGCAUAGGGUUGGAAGAACUGCUCGUUUAGGCGAGAAAGGAGAGGCUUUACUCUUUCUUCAGCCUGUUGAAAUUGACUAUCUGCAUGAUUUGGAGCGGCACAGUGUGUCCUUGAAAGAAUACCCUCUUCAAAAGGUUUUAGACAGCUUUCCCUUGUAUGGUCAGAAACAUCACAAGAAAUUGAUAUCUUUAGACACACAUCCGUGGGUAUUAUUUUUGCAGAGAGCACUUGAACGUUUUGUUCUCACAGAGCCCAAGUUAAUGAAGCGGGCGAGGGACGCAUUCUGUUCAUGGGUUCGUGCGUACACAGCUCACCGUGGGGAGUUGAAGAAGAUCUUCAUGGUGAAGAAGCUCCAUCUAGGGCAUGUGGCGAGAAGCUUUGGCUUGAAAGAACAGCCUUCUUUGGUCGGUAGGUCGUUCCAGAUGCAAGCGAAGAAGAAGAGAAAGAGAGAGCAUCGGAAAGACAAAACAUCAGUUAAGAAAAGACAAGUACUCUCCACAAAGCCCAAGGGAUGAUCCCUUUUUUUUUCUGAGAACAGCCAUGCCUAUCGUAAUUAAUACAUAUAGGCGCGUGAAAUUAUUUUUCCUUGGCUUUUAUGACAAGAUGCCUGUGUCAGAUUUGGGAGCUGCAGGAACCAUGGCUCAAACACACAAAACUCUUUUCUUCUGAAUGCAGUCAUCCAGGUCAUGACGAUACUGCUGCCAGAAUUUUACUGGACAAUUGAAGGUCCGGCAAGGGGGCUGCUGUUGUGCUCAACCACCUGAUGAGAAUGAACUAACUUAUAUAGAGAUAUAGGACAUUGUCUUAAUCUUAAAUGAAUUUUUGUACCAUUAUAUAGUGAAGCUGUAUGAUUAGCUGACAUGUAAUAGCUUGAUAAAAAUUUUGAUCAUUUUGAGAUUUUUGCGAAGGAUGCCGGAUUGAUGAGGAAUUAUUGUCUGCACGCUAAGGUAUGCCAGUGCAGCGCCCCAACCAUUUGCCUUCCAUAAGUGGUUGCAGUUUUGUUCCGUUUUAAAUUUUUCAUUUACGAAAUGACGUACUUUUUGCAAGAAAAUCUUGCGAUUGAAUUUGA
Molecule: messenger RNA, 2485 nt
Organism: Ananas comosus (pineapple)
Lineage: Eukaryota; Viridiplantae; Streptophyta; Magnoliopsida; Poales; Bromeliaceae
Product: DEAD-box ATP-dependent RNA helicase 17
Exons: 10
Coding region: 99-1931 (610 amino acids)
Biological process (GO): ribosome biogenesis
Cellular component (GO): nucleus
Molecular function (GO): ATP binding; nucleic acid binding; RNA helicase activity
Source: RefSeq, a predicted model, not a curated record